Messenger RNA from Melopsittacus undulatus (budgerigar), 3857 nucleotides. RefSeq names its product carnitine O-acetyltransferase (gene CRAT). The coding region runs from base 1 to 2001 and encodes 666 amino acids. Gene Ontology annotation, molecular function: carnitine O-acetyltransferase activity. The record is from RefSeq and is a predicted model, not a curated record. Gene Ontology annotation, cellular component: peroxisome. Lineage: Eukaryota; Metazoa; Chordata; Aves; Psittaciformes; Psittaculidae. Gene Ontology annotation, biological process: carnitine metabolic process, CoA-linked. The transcript has 14 exons.
AUGGCGGCGCGGGCUUCGUCCAGCCCCAAGAUACCGGUGGGUCGGCUCCGCCCCUCGGCGGCCGAGCGGGGCGGUGGCAGCCGGUGUCGGAGGUGUCCUUGCGGCGAGCGGCAGGGAGCGAUGCUGGCCCGGGUGGCGAAGGCUGCGGCCAGGCCUUGUGGCCUGCUGAAGCCAACAGCUUUAGGCAAGAUCCCUGGCAGAUUCCACCUCCAUCAGGAAGCACUGCCCCAUCUCCCAGUGCCGCCGCUGCAGCAGACACUGGACCGGUACCUGCUGGCUCUGCAGCCCAUCAUCAGCGAGGAGGAGCUGAACCACACACAGGAGCUGGUGGCUGAGUUCUGCAAACCAGGAGGUGUUGGGGAGAGGCUGCAGAGGGGCCUGGAGAGGAGAGCCAAGAAAACAGAGAACUGGCUCUCAGACUGGUGGCUGAAGACAGCUUAUCUGGAAUACCGCCUGCCCGUUGUGGUCCACUCCAGCCCAGGUGUGGUUUUACCCAAGCAAGAUUUUCUGGAUCGACAAGGUCAGCUCAGGUUUGCUGCCAACCUGAUUGAGGGCAUCUUGGAUUUCAAGUCCAUGAUUGACAAUGAGACCCUUCCAGUGGACUACAUGGGUGGGAAGCCCCUCUGCAUGAACCAGUACUACCAUAUCCUCUCAUCCUGCCGCAUUCCUGGGCCCAAGCGAGACAGCAUCGUCAACUACGCCAAAGGCAAGAGCCAGUCCAGACACAUCACAGUGGUUCACAACUUCCAGUUCUUUGAGCUGGAUGUUUACAACAGUGAUGGAAGUCCCCUUACCACUGACCAGAUCUUCGUUCAGCUGGAGAAGAUAUGGAACACCUCCCUCCAAACAAACAAGGAACCUGUUGGGAUCCUCACCACCAACCACCGAAACAGCUGGGCAAAAGCCUACAACAACCUUCUGAAAGAUAAGACCAACAAGGAAUCUGUGCGUGCCAUUGAGAAGAGCAUUUGCACUAUCUGCCUGGAUGCACCUAUGCCACGGGUGUCUGAUGACACCUACAAGAGCUCCGUGGCCGCUCAGAUGCUGCAUGGAGGAGGCAGUCGCUUCAACAGUGGGAACCGAUGGUUCGACAAAACCAUCCAAUUCAUCAUUGCUGAAGAUGGCUCCUGUGGUCUUGUAUAUGAGCAUGCUCCAGCAGAAGGCCCCCCCAUAAUUGCUCUUCUGGAUCACAUUGUGGAAUACACGAAGAAACCCAAGCUGGUAAAAUCACCCAUGACUCCUUUGCCAAUGCCCAAAAAGCUGCGGUUUAACAUCACCCCAGAAAUCAAGAAUGACAUAGAGAAGGCAAAGCAGGACCUCAACAUAUUGGUCGAAGACCUGGAUAUCAAAGUCAUGGUCUUUCAUCAAUUUGGGAAAGACUUCCCCAAGUCAGAGAAGAUAAGUCCUGACGCUUUUAUCCAGUUGGCCUUGCAGCUAGCAUAUUACAGGAUGUAUGGCCGUUCCUGUGCCACCUAUGAGAGCGCAUCCCUGCGGAUGUUCCGCCUGGGCCGCACAGACACCAUCCGCUCCGCUUCUGUGGCCUCCCUCAAGUUUGUGCAGUCAAUGGACAGCCCUGACAAAUCGGACCAGGAGAAAGCCAACUUGCUGAGGAGAGCUGUCCAGGCCCACAGGGAGUACACUGAUAUGGCAGUAAGGGGCAAUGCAAUAGACCGCCACCUCUUAGGCUUGAAGCUUCAAGCUAUCGAGGACCUAGUGAGCAUACCUGAACUGUUCAUGGACACAGCAUAUGCUAUUGCAAUGCACUUCAACCUCUCCACCAGCCAGGUCCCAGCAAAGACAGACUGUGUGAUGUGUUUUGGCCCCGUGGUUCCAGAUGGCUACGGAAUCUGUUAUAACCCUAUGGAUGAACAUAUCAACUUUGCAAUUUCUGCAUUCAACAGCUGCGCUGACACAAACGCAGCCCGCAUGGCACAUUACCUUGAGAAAGCACUGCUAGACAUGAGGGUCUUGCUCCAGUCUGCUCCUAGAUCCAAACUGUAAGAGGCACACAUGAUGCAAAGCCCCCACAUUAAAGGGGCUAUCCCUUAUGCACUGAAUUUCCCAGUUCCUGAUUGAGGGGACACUUUGCACUGGAACCUAUGAAGGCAUCUACCAUUUAUUUUCAGCAAGAGGUUACAGAAUAGUGACCCACAGAUAUUAACUCUGUGGGGAGGCAACAUUGUCUUAAGUUGAACUGACUUGUUCUCUCCCAUCAAUGCAAAGUGCACCUUCCUGUCCUCAAAGAGGACUGACAUAAGAGUUUUAUGGAACUUGCUGUAAAGGAAAGCAGCACAGUCCUUACCAGCAUCCAGACCCACUGCGUGAGGAAGGCAGUUCUCCAAGAAAAGCAGGGAAUGUUUAUUAUAUGAUGGGACUGCUGCAGCAUAAAGUCUUUUUGGUGGUUUAAUCUUCCGAAGAGUGCAAUGUUUUUCAGACUUGACUACAGGUUUUUCUGCUGCUCUAGCACAACUUCCACCAUUGAACUUUGGUAAGGGGAGAAAGAAGCUCUUGAAGUCAGAACAGAUCCAGUCCCAUCAGAGUGCACUGCACUACUUAUCCUAGGCACUCCAACCAUUACAUGUUUUACAAGCCUGGGAAAUGUCCCAUUCCCCUCAGUUUCAGGAUGCUGGGAUGUCCUUUCUGUUGCACUGACCCUAUUUACAACAGAUACCAUUUGCUACAAACUCAGGUGGGCUUUUGUUGUUGUUCUUGCUGUUCUGGGCUAUCUGUUAAGCUUGCUUUGUGGUCCUGGCCAUAGAUCUUCAAGCUCAGUGUAAAGCCUUAUCCCCACAAAGCUCCUAGAAGACCUCUCUCCCCUGUUUUGCUAGCUUUGGCUUUAUGUUCCUUAAUAUCUGCAGAGAUGAGAAGAGAUUGCCCAUGCAUUUAGCAGGCCACUUGCUUCAUUGUACCUUCCUUUGGAAUUGAGGAAAAGAUUUUGCCCUUCUGUUCAGCAGCCAGAGGCCCCAAGCCUUGCUUCCUUCAGGGCACACAUGUUAACACAAUGUGGUUUUAUACCCUGCUUUCAGAAACAAUCUAUUUAUGCAUAAUGAGUUAUAUCUUAGUUGUGGACAAAUAAGAACAUUUCUGACCAGGAGCUCCAGAACAUAACUUCCAUUUCUGGCCACCGAGUUCAAAUCUAUUAGAGCCAAAGGAAAACCAGGUGCAGAAUCCCCACUACUUUCACACCCCUCUGCUUUAACAAGGCAGGGAAGUCUUAGAAAGCAGGAAGCAAGCUGAGAACCUGUGGUCACUGUAGAUGUUUGUGCACUGUGGCAGCCACUAUUCCUGCAGUAACAGUACACCACUCUUGGAGUUCUUCCUUACUGCACCUCACACUUGUGCCAGCUCUGUUCUGUGACAGAACUCAUGAUGGCACUUCCACGUUCAGCUGACAAACUUGAGGCUAUAUUGAGAUUCUCUAGAAACAUACAGUUGCAGCAUAGGAGUUUCUGUAAGCACUGUUUCCAAUGAAUCUACCAGAAUCCAAGCCCCUGACUACUUUUAUUUAGCAAAACCAGAUGGUAACGAGGAAUUCUAGUGCUAUUUCUGCAACAGGAAUUUUACAUUUCAAUUGCACACCCUUCAGCGAGUGGCUGCUGGGACAUCACCCUAAACUAGAAGCAUUAGCAGUCAGAUGGCCUGUUUUGGUAACAGGGAAGUGUUUGAUCGUACUGCUUUCCUGAUCAUAGAACAAGGGACAUGAUCAAAGUGCCUUGGGGAACACACAUAAAGAAAUUUGCACUAAACAUGUUUAAAGUAAGAAAACUCAUUCUAAUUUCCUUCUUGAAAGACACAAACCAACAUAACUGCAUUUUUCUUUUCCGAAAAGGACAUUAUUUCAAAGCUUAUACUUAAAC